Auxenochlorella protothecoides is the source of this 375-nucleotide messenger RNA. RefSeq lists its product as hypothetical. NCBI's taxonomy places the organism in Eukaryota, Viridiplantae, Chlorophyta, Trebouxiophyceae, Chlorellales, Chlorellaceae. Bases 1 to 375 code for a protein of 124 amino acids. The transcript is spliced from 3 exons. The record is from RefSeq and is a predicted model, not a curated record.
AUGUCCAAGAAGAACAACUUGACGACCAGACAAAACGCGCACAAGUUUGCGCUAGAACGUGAGAAAGCCGAACGCGAGAAGCGGGAGAAGAAGAAGGAGAAGGUUGUGACAAAGGCACAGAAGGCACCUGUGGAGGGCAAGGCCAUCGCCAAGAAGAGCAAGUUCAAGGGCGUCCGCAUCAAGCGCAACCGCACCAUCCGCGGCAUCAAGAUCAAGGAUGCAGAGAGCAGGCAGAAGGUGCGGGAGGUGUUGGCGGCAGAGCAGGCAAUGAAGGAGAUGGCAGUUGACGAGGAGCCGGUGGUCAGGAGAAAGUCGCCAGCAAAGAAGAAGAAGAAGGCUAAGAGGAUACCUGCUGAUGCCAUGCAGUUGGACUGA